Molecule: messenger RNA, 3254 nt
Organism: Pollicipes pollicipes
Lineage: Eukaryota; Metazoa; Arthropoda; Thecostraca; Pollicipedomorpha; Pollicipedidae
Product: protein unc-119 homolog B
Exons: 7
Coding region: 91-762 (223 amino acids)
Biological process (GO): cilium assembly; nervous system development; lipoprotein transport
Cellular component (GO): cilium
Molecular function (GO): lipid binding
Source: RefSeq, a predicted model, not a curated record
UUGGGGUGGUGUCGCGCUGUGGGUGGGCGGGGCAGGCGUCUCUUAUUUGUGAAACGAUAUCUGGUGCGGGCAGUAGAUCACCGAGAAGCAAUGAGUGUCAGGAGCAGUCAAGCUAAUGACAAGGGCACUGGCAUCCUAUCUGGAGGCAACAGGAACAGUUCUACCAAGCCAAGUUCAGACAUGAUCUCGGAAGAAUCCCUCGUAGGAAAGCCUGUUGUCACGCCCGAAGACGUGCUCCGUCUGGACAAGAUAACUCAGAAUUAUCUAUGUGUUCCGGAGGCCAAUAUUUACGAUAUCGAUUUCACUCGCUUCAAGAUCCGUGAUUUGGACAGCGGAGCGGUGUUGUUCGAAAUCGCCAAACCUUCAGUAGACUACGAGCCGGAUGAUGGCUCGGAGCCGGAGGAGAUGGACCAGAACGCGGGUCGCUUCGUGCGUUACCACUUCACUCCCAAGUUCCUUCAGCUGAAGGCCAUUGGAGCCACGGUGGAGUUCACUGUCGGCGCCCAGCCCGUCAACAACUUCCGGAUGAUCGAGCGCCACUUCUUCCGCGGCAAGCUGCUCAAGACGUUCGACUUCGAGUUCGGCUUCUGCAUACCCAACUCGCGGAACACGUGCGAGCACAUCUACGAGUUCCCCAACAUCGGGCCGGACACAGUGGAUGAGAUGAUCCGGCACCCGUACGAGACGCGCUCCGACAGCUUCUACUUCGUCGACAACAAGCUGAUCAUGCACAACAAAGCAGACUACGCGUACAACGGCUAGCGAGCCGCCGGUGGACGCCUGCACGGGGAGCUUGGGCUCGUCCGGGGGGACGUGUGCACAGUGGGACGAUGGUGCUCAGCUGACAAAAGACGGGAUCACGUAGGGUAGUCAAGUCUAUAUCGAUUUCAUAUAUGGGUGCACCGGAUGUGCUUACUGUGUGCAUCCCGGCGUCGGGGGUCUGUGGGCAUCAGUGGGAUGGCUUUCUGUCUGUGUGACACUUGUCGAGAAUGGAGGAAUCGUCUGACACCGGGAUGUGGUAGGAUGACGAUGGAUGCCUGGAUGGAGGUUGAAGGAUGAAGGACGCUCGACACUUGAAUAGGGUGUGGAUGACAUUGGAUGCUAGGCUUAUAACGGUGACACAAGCGUGGGGAAAGCCGAAAAUUAACCUCUUACGUCUGGCAAGAUCAAAGAGACCGCCGGGGCAGCUUAAACGGGUCUCCGGCGGGCGAAGGGGGAGAGGACGGACUGUCUAGUCUGCAACUUUUCCAACCUUAUCUGACGUGGCCGUGUGCAUCUUAGAACUAACUCAUCGCAUGUUGAACCGACGCAACCAAACGUAGAAAAACUGCAUUCAAAUUCGGCACAGCAUUACUGUUCUAACUAUCGUUACCUCGGUAAGUGGGCAUGGCUGGCGGCUGGUUCAUUACAAAGCAUUCACACCAGCUCUGGCCGUGUUGUCAGGCCAGUUCUAAGGCGAAUACAAUAUUGCCAGUGACAUGGUAAGAACAGCGGAAACUUUACCUUGAUCAGAACGAGGUCGCUACACUGUACUGCAAGGGUUACCUGUGACAGGCCAGCUUUCAAUAGAUCUCUGUUGGUGCUUCAUGCGGGGACUAGAGGUCGUUUAAAAGUGAUUUAAUUUUGCUAUCCUGAUUUCUCCUCAUAUGCGUGCCGAUUGUUGCGUUAUCUAUAUGUGCAUGCGUAGGGCACAUUGUGCUGUGCAUUGGCGCGUAGUAUGCAGUGAUACAUUCAGACGUGCACUGCAUUUUCGCACCUUAUUGUUUCGGAGAUACGCAUUACAUGCAGAUCAUAUUUCGUCAGCAGGUAAUCCCGCCAAAUUGUCUUCAAAAGCCGGUCGAUCUUAUGCUUAUUCUGUUCCAAGCUACACCGUUUCUCUGGACUCAGUUGUACGUGCGCGGGAUUUUGAUGCUUUAAGUGCCGUCGAAUCUUGAAUGUGUUGGUGCCCAGCCUGACGACACCGCGUCGAGUUUGAUUGCUGCCGUAGACUAGUGGUUGUGCUAACCUCAAAGUGAAUGCGUUGGUUGUAGGACGGUUGUGAUGACGUCAAAUAAGGCUGGGUAAAGGUGUGGGUGAUGAGUGAGGGCGCGGUCCGAAAUCUGUCUCACUGAAAACGUGGCAACUUGAGCGUGGGCGACGCAACUGCAGGACGUCUGGAGGCUGAGGAGGGCCGGCGGAGCGAGCGCCCGGUCGUGAUGACGUCCGGAGCUUGUGGGUGCCGCCCGGCCGAUGGCAGCUGGCUGACGCUGGGUGCCGUGAUGUCCCGGAGUGCUCGGGUGACGCCGAGCUCGCUUUAGCACCGGGGUGCACACAGGUCUUCUGGCACGGGUUGCACUGAUUCUGCGUUGUGAACACCUGUCGCAAUAUGAGCAUGUACUAAUGUAUGGUGCGCACGGAGCUCGACGACGCCACGUUUUUAUCACGCCUCGCACCCCGGUUGUGUUACAUGUAGGGUAAUAUGUUCGUCACUAAGGACACUUGCAAUAUCGCUUGCGUACUUUAAGUAUGCGCAUGAAAUGUGUUAUUUGUUAUGCACGUCCCAUGUUUUCUGAAGAUUUGUUGGUGAAUGCUCUCAAAGCGGUCCAACUAGCCGACACCUGCCAGUUGUCGCUGUCAAUGUCCUUUGUAAGGGCGACUUGUACCGAGUGCGAGGACUCAUUUACGCUGCGGAACAUUGCUGCGGGCCCGACUCUAUUCGUUAUCAUUCCCAAUGUUUGUUUCUCAACUUGUCAGCGCUCGUUGUCGAAAGCGCCCUGUAGCUCCGUCCCACGGGAUACACGGUCGAUGUGCGGGCUCAGUUGCCGUGCGCUCUGCUGCCGGCGGCCGAGCCGGGCGCGGGCGCCCCCUCGGACGUCGGCGCUGCCGCCGCGUGCAGUGUGCGGCGGGGCCGUGACGCGGUGUGCACAGUGUGCGGCGGGGCCGUGACUUGCACUGACGCGGCGGGCGGGCGCUGCGGGGCGCGCGCCGUAUUGUUCGGCGCCGUUUGGCCGGAUGUAAUAUUGCCGUGGCGGCAGCGGCCGCCGACUGUGACCCGGCGUGUGCCCAUGCCGAAGUUGUGACCCCGCGCCGCCACCGCCGGGGUCGACGCAUGCUGCGGGGGUGCGGCGGGCGGCUGCCGCCACUUUGCACUGCUCUCACGCACAACACUCCGUCCGUUAGGCAGGGCGGGCGGCGCUGGCGCGGUGGGGUGGCGGGGCGCGGGCUCGCCCGGCCCUGCCCCACCGCCUGCCGAGGCUGAUCGCGUGAUAUGUCAC